UUUAAUUUCGCGGACGUUCUUUAGGCCAAGCCACUAAAAUCGCAGCAAACAGGUGUCCUAAGCUUUCGCCAGUUUUAAAUUUUUUUUUCUACCGAAAUAUUAGCUUUUAUCUAUGAUAUAACAUAAGGGGAUUGUUAUUGUUGGUGUUUUGAAUUUACCGGAACAAGUGCGCGAUUAAAGUACAAAUGUUUAAAGUUUGUAAAUGUUUGCAAUGAAUAUUUUCGUUAGAACGUUUUUCUAUUGUGGUAAAGUAGGUGGUCGAAUUAAAUCUGUACCGAAAGUAGAGUUAGACAUAGACUACUUGUGCAAUGUUGAGAAUAAAAAUGAAAUUGAUAAUAAUAUUACAACAAGGAAAGGAAUUGGAGAUAUUCAUAGCGUACAAGAAUUGUACGCUCAAUUUCAAGCAGCUAAAUACGAAUGUGAUAAAACAGUAAUGUGGGAGAAGUUUGAAGAAGCAGCUCUAAAAAUUCCUAAUAGGUCAUAUAAUUUGUCGAACAGUGCAAAAGUGAUAAAGUUAAUUGGGACUAAGAAGCGUUUUGAAUUUGAACCUAAAGAAUUUUCGAAGAUAGCUGAAAAUUUAUGUUUAUUGAGAACUAACAACUUGGGAAACUUUGCUGGCCAUAAGAGUUAUUACUUAAUGGGUGAUCUGGCAGUACUUGAGGUGGCAUUAGUAAGGUAUAGUAUUAAAAGACUGCUUCAGAAAGGUUUCCACCUUCUGUCAGUUCCAGAUAUUCUGCCAGCACACAUCAUUAAAAGUUGUGGUAUGGCAGUUGAUGGUGAUAGAAACCAGGUGUACCGACUCGACGAGUUGCACGGCUCCGACUUGUGCUUGUCAGGAACAGCAGAGAUGGCGCUUGCAGGCUACGUGAUGAACAGGCAGUUCCAUGCAUCUGAGCUGCCCUUGAGGUUGGCUGCCGUUAGCAGGUGUUUCAGAGCAGAGACAUCCAGACUUUCUGAAGAGAGGGGAAUUUAUCGGCUUCCCUGUCACCCAUCGCCGGCUCUCCAGGACAUCCAGGGAUCUACAAACAGCCCUCUCCAAUACCGUUCCAGCCCGGAGACAGACGCGUCCGCAACCCCUGCGCCGCCCCUCCAAGAAGACUGCCCAGCCAUAAUCCUGCCGCAAGACCAGUUCGACCUUCUCCACCCCUGUCCCCCUCCGGAAACAGGAUACCUGGCUCUCACCCAAGAGGGCUCGGUGCGAGAAGCCUUUAUAGCGUCCAUCAGUUCACGAAGGUGGAGAUGUUCGCAGUCACGGACAAGGUUAGCUCUGACAGUCUGCUGGAGGAGUUCCGGGAGAUCCAGGAGGAAAUAUUUGCUGGACUGGGACUACACCUGCAGACCCUGGACAUGCCCCCGCACGAACUGGGGGCCCCGGCGUACCGCAAGUACGACCUGGAGGCAUGGCUACCCGGGCGGAACAUGUUCGGGGAAGUGUCGAGCGGAAGCAACUGUACCGACUAUCAGUCCCGACGCCUUGCCAUCAAGUACUGGCCUCGUGGGGCCUCUGUGCCGGAGCAUGCCCACACUGUCAACGGGACGGCCUGUGCCAUCCCGAGAAUGCUGAUCGCUCUCGUGGAAACCCACCAGGAGCGUGACGGAACUGUCGUCAUCCCAGAACUGCUCAGACCAUUCAUGCUUGGUAGAGAGAGGUUGGUGCGAGAAGAGCGAAUACCUCACAUGAAGUUAAUGAAACCAAAGCAUUUUAGUUAAAAAAUUGAUUAAUAAAAAUUUGUGUGUCAGCAUA
Molecule: messenger RNA, 1744 nt
Organism: Bacillus rossius redtenbacheri
Lineage: Eukaryota; Metazoa; Arthropoda; Insecta; Phasmatodea; Bacillidae
Gene: SerRS-m
Product: serine--tRNA ligase, mitochondrial
Exons: 4
Coding region: 203-1564 (453 amino acids)
Biological process (GO): mitochondrial seryl-tRNA aminoacylation
Cellular component (GO): mitochondrion
Molecular function (GO): ATP binding; tRNA binding; serine-tRNA ligase activity
Source: RefSeq, a predicted model, not a curated record